AUGGACGGCUUGCGCCAGCGCUUCGAGCGCUUUCUGGAGCAGAGGAACUUGGCCACCGAAGCGCUCGGGGCGCUCGAAGCCAGGACCGGUGUCGACAGGCGCUAUCUUGCCGGGGGAGCUGUCACUCUGCUAAGCCUGUGUCUGCUGUUUGGUUACGGGGCGUCUCUACUCUGCAACCUCAUCGGCUUUGUUUACCCCGCAUAUGCUUCAAUCAAAGCCAUCGAGAGCCCAAGCAAAGAGGACGACACUGUCUGGCUCACCUACUGGGUGGUGUUCGCCCUGUUCGGGCUGGCCGAGUUCUUCAGCGAUCUACUCCUGUUCUGGUUCCCUUUCUACUACGCGGGCAAGUGCGCCUUCCUGUUGUUCUGCAUGACUCCCGGGCCCUGGAACGGGGCGCUCGUGCUGUACCGGCGGGUCAUCCGGCCACUGUUUCUAAAGCACCACGCGGCCGUGGACAGCGCCCUGAGCCACCUCGGCGGGCGACUUCUGGACACGGCAGCCGGAAUAACCAGGGACCUCCUGCAGGCCCUGUCCCGCAGCCGGGCUCUUGUCACCCCAGCGGCUGUGGCAGGGCCCUCCACUGCUCUUGGAGCCAAUUCCCAGUCCGACCUGACCCCACCACAGACGGACAAUUGAAGCAGCCCCCUGCCACUGGCGAGGAUCUCCUGGCUGGCAAGAAGGGGGCCACGUCAGGCACACAG
Molecule: messenger RNA, 701 nt
Organism: Cynocephalus volans (Philippine flying lemur)
Lineage: Eukaryota; Metazoa; Chordata; Mammalia; Dermoptera; Cynocephalidae
Gene: REEP6
Product: receptor accessory protein 6
Exons: 6
Coding region: 1-636 (211 amino acids)
Source: RefSeq, a predicted model, not a curated record